This is a messenger RNA of Miscanthus lutarioriparius, 687 nucleotides long. The record is from the annotation of a GenBank genome assembly. NCBI's taxonomy places the organism in Eukaryota, Viridiplantae, Streptophyta, Magnoliopsida, Poales, Poaceae.
AUGAGCAAAGAUAAGGCCAGCAGCAAGGCGAGGCCGCGGAAGGCGCACUGCAUGGCGUGCUGCGUGGCGCUGGGCGUGCUGGUGAUCCUGGGCGCGCUGGCGCUGGCCUUCUACCUCCGGUACCGUCCGCGGCCGCCGCGCGUGGUGGCGACGCCCGUGGACAUCAGCAUCGACGAGUUCAGCCUGCUCCCGCACCCGGUGCUGAAGCUGUCGGUGGGCGUGCACGUGAUGGUGACCAACCCGAGCAACUCGCCGUUCCGGUACGGCCCCACGCCGGGCACGGUGACGUACCACGACGCGCCCGUGGGCGCGACGCUGGUUCCCGCGGGCGAGGUCAGGGGCAAGUCCACGGCGCGGAUCGAGCCGGCCACGGUGGUGGACGGCGUGAAGGUGGUCGAGAACCCGCACUUCGCGUCCGACGCUGUGGCCGGCGUGCUGCCGUUCGUGGCCGUGGCGAGGGUGGUGGGCAAGGCGCUCGUGCUGCGGGCCUUCGAGGUGCCCGUCUCAGUAGAGACCGUGUGCUUCGUCCGCUUGUACGUGUUCCAUGGCGAGAGCAGCUCCCGGUGCGUGUCCACCGUCCGCACCGGCAGCGGCGCCGCGUCGGGGUCGAGGUCCGGCAACGGGAACGGCUCCGGCUCUGGCGCGGGGUUCCAUGAGGGUGCAGGGCGCGCGCAGGAACAUGACUAG